This is a messenger RNA of Aspergillus caelatus, 309 nucleotides long. RefSeq lists its product as uncharacterized. The coding region runs from base 1 to 309 and encodes 102 amino acids. NCBI's taxonomy places the organism in Eukaryota, Fungi, Ascomycota, Eurotiomycetes, Eurotiales, Aspergillaceae. The record is from RefSeq and is a predicted model, not a curated record. The transcript has 3 exons.
AUGUUCAAGAGACUCUCCUGGACACCUACUUUCCCUCAAGCGAGUACAUCGAAUCCCUCGCCUCCACCAGAGACACGGCGACAAGACGCGGCGAGCAAUUAUCUACGGCGAGAAAAACUCCAAGCCCUGCUAGAGCGACUGUUCCCUGAUCAUCCAGGGCUGAACUUCCACAUUCGAGUAAGGAAUUUCCAGGGGUUCAAAGGGAUAUAUCUGGUAACCUUAAGUUUGGUAAAGCUCGAUGACGAAAUCUGGUCGUUUGAUGCACCACGAGAGGUGACCCGUCAGGAACUCAGAGAAGCGUCUGAUUGA